ACGAACCCGGAAAUCUACCGGAAAGGGCAGGAAUAUUUCGCGCCAAAUUGAAACAACGUUGCAGUCAGUCUGAGCGGUGAAGAGAGGAGCUGCGAAACAAACCACCAGACUCUGUCCUCAGCCUUUCUGUCUUUGUUUCUCGUCAAGCCAACAUGGAGGAGGCCAACAAGCUAAUCGGCACCGGCAAGAAGCACCUGGUGAUGGGGAAGGUGGUGGAGGCGGUGAGCUCCCUGCAGGAGGCCUGCGGCAUGCUAGCUAAAAAGUAUGGAGACACAGCGGACGAGUGUGGAGAGGCUUUCUUCUGGUGUGGUAAAGCUCUGCUGGAUUUGGCACGGAUGGAGAACUCUGUCUUAGGUAAUGCUCUGGAAGGAGUCCCAGAAGAGGAGGAGGAGGAAGAAAAACCCAUGGACUCAAACGUCGACAGCACAGAAAACGUUGAUGAGAAGACCAGAGAUGAGCUGAGGGUUCAGGUGUACGACGCCAUGGCGGAGAAGAAAAGUGAGGACGCGGAGAAGGAGAAAAGUGAGGACGUGGAGAAGGAGAAGAAAAGUGAGGACGCGGGGAAGGACGGCGAGAAGCAGAGCCAAGAUACAGAGAAGAACGGCGACGUAGAAAAGGCCAAGGCUGGUGACGAGCAACAGAACACAGCAAACAAAGAGAACGAGGAGGAAAAGAAGAGCGACAUUACUGAAACCAAAUCUGAAAGUGAAGACCAGACCGAAAAGGACAAGGAGGCUGAGUCAGCAGACAAGGACGAGGAAGCAGAAGAUGAGGAGGAGGAGGCGGAGGAGGAAGAUGACGGUGAUGUAGAGAUGGAGGGUGAUGCUGAAGAGCAAGGCGAAGAAGACGACGCUGCUGAGAAGGACAGUGAGGACGAGGAGGUGGGGAACCUGCAGCUGGCCUGGGAGAUGCUGGAAGUGGCUAAAGUCAUCUACAAAAGGAAAGAGACCAAGGAGGAGCAACUCAUGGCAGCCCAGGCUCACCUAAAGCUGGGUGAAGUCUCUGCUGAAUCAGGAAAUUACUCACAGGCGUUGGACGAUUUCCAGGAGUGUCUGAAGCUGCAGGUGAAGCACCUGGACCCAGACAGCCGUCUGCUCGCUGAGACUCACUACCAGCUCGGACUGACCUACAGCUUAAACCUCCAGUACAGCCAGGCCAUAGAGGAGCUGAAGAGCUCCAUCUCUGUCAUAAAGAGCCGGCUGGACAAACUGCAGGGGCUGCUAGACAAGGCCGAGGGCCCGGAGGCUCUGCCAGAAGAGAGGAAGGAGAUGGAGGAGCUGAAGGCUCUGCUGCCGGAGAUCCAGGAGAAGGUGGAGGACGCCACGGAGAGUCUGAAAACAUCUACUGAGGCCGCGAAGGGCUCGCUGGAUGGAGGCUCCACCUCCUCUGCAUUCCCGGGGUCCACUGCACAGAACGGCGACUCGCCAUCCAGUUCAAAGAUUAACAGCACGUCAACCAAAGAAGUCAGCUCCACCAACGGACACGCCUCCACGGCCGCGGUCUCCGACAUCUCCCACCUGGUCAGGAAGAAGAGGAAGCCAGAGGAGAGUCCAGUGAACGAGGCCGGGGUCAAGAAGGUGAAGCAGGAUGUCGGGGAGACCAACGGCACACACGAGCCUCAAGGGAACGGCGUCCACAAAGCCAACGGAGACGCUUAACAGUGCCGAAGUCGAGAGUCAAUGAGGUUGGACUCCCUCCACCGUUUUCGUCUCCACCCAAGAAGAGAGACUGACCAACACACCAAGCUCUUAACUGUGGCUACACUUGUUUGCUCUUGUAAAUAUGUGUAUCUUUUUUUUCUGUGUC
Molecule: messenger RNA, 1806 nt
Organism: Larimichthys crocea (large yellow croaker)
Lineage: Eukaryota; Metazoa; Chordata; Actinopteri; Sciaenidae
Product: histone-binding protein N1/N2
Exons: 15
Coding region: 153-1658 (501 amino acids)
Biological process (GO): CENP-A containing chromatin assembly; DNA replication-dependent chromatin assembly
Cellular component (GO): nucleoplasm
Molecular function (GO): histone binding
Source: RefSeq, a predicted model, not a curated record